This is a messenger RNA of Jaculus jaculus (lesser Egyptian jerboa), 3559 nucleotides long. It is a transcript of the gene Fgfr1, whose product is annotated as fibroblast growth factor receptor 1. Gene Ontology annotation, cellular component: membrane; signaling receptor complex. NCBI's taxonomy places the organism in Eukaryota, Metazoa, Chordata, Mammalia, Rodentia, Dipodidae. The transcript has 18 exons. The coding region runs from base 231 to 2699 and encodes 822 amino acids. The record is from RefSeq and is a predicted model, not a curated record. Gene Ontology annotation, molecular function: fibroblast growth factor receptor activity; ATP binding; fibroblast growth factor binding. Gene Ontology annotation, biological process: positive regulation of cell population proliferation; positive regulation of cell differentiation; protein phosphorylation.
CCUUGCGAGGCGCCCCCCCCCCUCCGUUAGGACCCGAACGGUGUUCGGCCGGGGACGACGAGACUUGAACGGAACACACCGGCAGCCGCCCGCGCGCCCGAGUCACGGAGAGCUCUCCUGAGACGGAACCGCAGCGCCAAGUGAGAGUCAGCUUAAAGCGGAUUGAGCUCCAGGUGGAGUAUCCAUGGAGGUGUGGAGCCUUGUCACCAACCUCUAACUGCAGAACUGGGAUGUGGAGCUGGAAGGGCCUCCUCUUCUGGGCUGUGCUGGUCACAGCCACACUUUGCACUGCCAGGCCGGCCCCAACCUUGCCUGAACAAGCUCAGCCCUGGGGAGACCCUGUGGAAGUGGAGUCCCUCCUGGUCCACCCUGGUGACCUGCUGCAGCUUCGCUGUCGGCUGCGGGACGAUGUGCAGAGCAUCAACUGGCUGCGGGACGGGGUGCAGCUGGUGGAAAGCAACCGCACCCGCAUCACGGGGGAGGAGGUGGAGGUGCGGGCUUCCGUCCCCGCAGACUCUGGCCUCUACGCUUGUGUGACCAGCAGCCCCUCUGGCAGUGACACCACCUACUUCUCCGUCAAUGUCUCAGAUGCACUUCCCUCUUCAGAGGAUGACGACGAUGAUGAUGACUCCUCUUCAGAGGAGAAAGAGAAUGACAACACUAAACCAAACCGUAGGCCUGUAGCUCCAUACUGGACGUCCCCAGAAAAGAUGGAAAAGAAAUUACAUGCAGUGCCAGCUGCCAAGACAGUGAAGUUCAAAUGUCCAUCCAGUGGGACACCUAACCCCACUCUGCGCUGGUUAAAAAAUGGCAAAGAAUUCAAACCUGACCACAGGAUUGGAGGCUACAAGGUCCGUUACGCUACCUGGAGCAUCAUAAUGGAUUCCGUGGUGCCUUCUGACAAGGGCAAUUACACUUGUAUUGUGGAGAAUGAGUAUGGCAGUAUUAACCACACCUACCAGCUUGAUGUUGUGGAGCGGUCCCCUCACCGGCCUAUCCUGCAGGCAGGGUUGCCUGCCAACAAGACAGUGGCCCUGGGCAGCAAUGUGGAGUUCAUGUGUAAGGUGUACAGUGACCCACAGCCCCACAUUCAGUGGCUAAAGCACAUCGAGGUGAAUGGGAGUAAGAUUGGCCCGGACAACCUGCCAUAUGUCCAGAUCCUGAAGACUGCUGGAGUUAACACCACCGACAAGGAGAUGGAGGUGCUUCACUUGCGAAAUGUCUCCUUUGAGGACGCAGGGGAGUAUACGUGCUUGGCGGGUAACUCUAUUGGACUCUCCCAUCAUUCUGCAUGGUUGACCGUUCUGGAAGCUCUGGAAGACAGACCAGCAGUGAUGACCUCGCCCCUCUACCUAGAGAUCAUCAUCUACUGCACUGGGGCCUUCCUCAUCUCCUGCAUGGUGGGCUCUGUCAUCAUCUACAAAAUGAAGAGUGGCACUAAGAAGAGUGACUUCCAUAGCCAAAUGGCCGUGCACAAGCUGGCCAAAAGCAUCCCUCUGCGCAGACAGGUAACAGUGUCAGCUGACUCCAGUGCAUCCAUGAACUCUGGGGUUCUUCUGGUUCGGCCCUCACGCCUCUCCUCCAGUGGGACCCCCAUGCUAGCUGGGGUCUCUGAAUAUGAGCUUCCUGAAGAUCCCCGAUGGGAGCUGCCCCGAGAUAGACUGGUCUUAGGCAAACCCCUAGGAGAGGGCUGCUUUGGGCAGGUGGUGCUGGCCGAGGCCAUCGGGCUGGACAAGGACAAACCUAACCGUGUAACCAAAGUGGCUGUGAAGAUGUUGAAGUCGGAUGCAACAGAAAAGGACCUGUCAGACCUGAUAUCAGAGAUGGAGAUGAUGAAGAUGAUUGGAAAGCACAAGAACAUUAUCAACCUGUUGGGGGCCUGCACACAGGAUGGGCCUCUGUAUGUCAUCGUGGAGUACGCCUCCAAGGGCAACCUGCGUGAGUAUCUGCAGGCCCGCAGGCCCCCGGGGCUGGAAUACUGCUACAACCCCACCCACAAUCCCGAGGAGCAACUGUCCUCCAAGGACCUGGUAUCCUGUGCCUAUCAGGUGGCCCGGGGCAUGGAGUAUCUCGCCUCUAAGAAGUGCAUACACCGAGACCUGGCUGCCAGGAAUGUCCUGGUGACAGAGGACAAUGUGAUGAAGAUUGCAGACUUUGGCCUUGCUCGGGACAUUCACCACAUUGACUACUAUAAAAAGACCACCAAUGGCCGGCUGCCCGUAAAGUGGAUGGCACCUGAGGCAUUAUUUGACCGGAUCUACACCCACCAGAGUGAUGUGUGGUCGUUUGGGGUGCUCCUGUGGGAAAUCUUCACACUGGGUGGUUCUCCAUACCCUGGUGUGCCUGUGGAGGAGCUUUUCAAGUUGCUGAAGGAGGGUCAUCGAAUGGACAAGCCCAGUAACUGUACCAAUGAACUGUACAUGAUGAUGAGGGACUGCUGGCAUGCAGUGCCCUCUCAGAGGCCUACCUUCAAGCAGCUGGUAGAAGACCUGGACCGCAUUGUGGCCUUGACCUCCAACCAGGAAUAUCUGGACCUGUCAAUGCCCCUGGAUCAAUAUUCCCCCAGCUUUCCUGACACCCGAAGCUCAACAUGUUCCUCGGGGGAGGACUCUGUCUUCUCUCAUGAGCCACUGCCUGAGGAGCCCUGUCUUCCCCGACAACCCAUCCAGCUUGCCAAUGGUGGACUCAAGCGACGCUGACUGCCCUCCUCCCAGCCUUCCCCGUUACGUUAUCACCUGCGCCCCUCACCCAUAGCUCCCUUUGGACUCAUAGCCUUUAUCUUUUCCUGCUGGCAGGAGCCAGUGUCUACCUGGAGUUUCCUGUGCGCCCCGGCCUCCUCCUCUCCUCAACCCGUGUGAGAGGAGCCUAGGCAGGUGCUUGCUGGUGGCCGCUUCGUUCCCUUCCCGGUGUUGGACCAAGAGCCUGCUCUGCUGCCUGGAGCUGCCUUGAGGUCUGGGGAGCGGGACAGGCAGGCUUGUAAGCAAGAGCUUACCUGAGUGUUCUUGGUGGAGGUUUUACCCUGGUCCGUCAGCUCCUGGUGUUCCGCUGGCCAGCUGCCAUCUCCUUGGGCUACUGCAGCAGGAAAGUCAUUGCUCAGGCCUCAACUGAAGACAACCUCUGCUCCAGAUGGAUGGUGCCAGUGGCUUCUUAAUUCCAAUAAUAAUUUGCUUUGCUGACCAAAUACCUGGUACCGGAGGAUGGUGAGGCAAAGACUGGGUGCGAUGAAAUGGCCCUGGGGCCCAGCCUUAAACUGGGGCUUUGUACAUAGCAAUGAAGAAAACACAAAGUGUAUAAAUCUGAGUAUAUAUUUACAUGUCUUUUUAAAAGGGUCGUUACCAGAGAUAUACCCGUUGGGUAAGAUGCUCCUGGUGGCUGGGAAGCAUCAGUUGCUAUAUAUUUAAAAAAAAAAAAAAGUAAAAGAAAAAAGAAAAAAAAGAAAAUGUUUUUUAAAAGGUCAUAUAUUUUUUUGCUACUUUUGCUGUUUUAUUUUUUUAAAUUAUGUUCUAAACCUAUUUUCAGUUUAGGUCCCUCAAUAAAAAUUGCUGCUGCUUCAUUUUUA